Lynx canadensis (Canada lynx) is the source of this 4874-nucleotide messenger RNA. It is a transcript of the gene MASP1, whose product is annotated as mannan binding lectin serine peptidase 1. The transcript has 17 exons. NCBI's taxonomy places the organism in Eukaryota, Metazoa, Chordata, Mammalia, Carnivora, Felidae. The coding region runs from base 207 to 2402 and encodes 731 amino acids. Gene Ontology annotation, biological process: zymogen activation; complement activation. Gene Ontology annotation, cellular component: blood microparticle; extracellular region. Gene Ontology annotation, molecular function: calcium ion binding; serine-type endopeptidase activity. The record is from RefSeq and is a predicted model, not a curated record.
AAGGCAGAGGGAGAGAGGGGGAGAGGGGAUCUGUUGCAGGCAGGGGAAGGCGUGACCUGAAUGGAGAAUGCCAGCCAAUUCCAGAGACACACAGGGACCUCAGAACAAAGAUAAGGCAUCGCUGACACCACACCGGGGACAAGCUCACAGGAAAGUCAGACCGGGGGGACCAAGGCCAGGCAGCUAGGAGCACCCAAGGCUGGAAAAUGAGGUGGCUCCUUCUCUGUCACGCUCUGUGCCUCUCCUUGUUGAAAGCUUCGGCCCACACCGUGGAGCUUAACAAUAUGUUUGGUCAGAUCCAGUCACCUGGCUAUCCAGACUCCUAUCCGAGUGAUUCAGAGGUGACUUGGAAUAUCACUGUCCCAGAGGGAUUUCGGAUCAAGCUUUACUUCAUGCACUUCAACUUGGAGUCCUCCUACCUUUGUGAAUAUGACUAUGUGAAGGUAGAAACCGAAGAGCAGGUGCUGGCAACCUUCUGUGGCAGGGAGACCACAGACACGGAGCAGACCCCUGGCCAGGAAGUAGUGUUCUCCCCCGGCUCCUUCAUGUCCAUCACUUUCCGGUCAGAUUUCUCCAAUGAGGAGCGAUUCACGGGUUUUGAUGCCCACUAUAUGGCUGUAGAUGUAGACGAGUGCACUGAGCGGGAGGACGAGGAGCUGUCCUGCGACCACUACUGCCACAACUACAUCGGCGGCUACUACUGCUCCUGCCGCUUUGGCUACCUCCUCCACACGGACAACAGGACCUGCCGAGUGGAGUGCAGUGAUAACCUCUUUACCCAGAGGACCGGCGUGAUCACCAGCCCCGACUUCCCCAACCCUUAUCCUAAGAGCUCGGAAUGUUUCUACACGAUAGAGCUAGAGGAGGGUUUCAUGGUCAGCCUCCAGUUUGAGGACAUUUUCGACAUUGAGGAUCACCCUGAGGUGCCCUGCCCCUAUGACUACAUCAAGAUUAAAGCUGACCCAAAAGUUUGGGGGCCCUUCUGUGGAGAGAGAGCCCCAGAACCCAUCAGUACCCAGAGCCACAGUGUCCAGAUCCUGUUCCGCAGCGACAACUCUGGCGAGAACCGGGGCUGGAGGCUCUCGUACAGGGCAACAGGGAAUGAGUGCCCAGACCUACAACCUCCUGUCCACGGGAAAAUCGAGCCCUUGCAAGCCAAGUAUUCCUUCAAAGAUCAGGUGCUCAUCAGCUGUGACACAGGCUACAAAGUGCUAAAGGAUAAUGUGGAGAUGGACACAUUCCAGAUCGAGUGUCUGAAGGAUGGGACAUGGAGUAACAAGAUUCCCACCUGUAAAAUUGCAGACUGUGGAGCCCCAGCAGAGCUGAAACAUGGGCAAAUCACCUUCUCCACCAGGAACAAACUUACCACAUACAAAUCUGAGAUCCAAUACUCCUGCCAGCAGCCCUACUACAAGAUGCUCCACAAUAUCACAGGUAUAUAUACCUGUUCUGCCCAAGGAGUCUGGAUGAAUGAAGUACUGGGGAGAAGCCAGCCCACAUGUCUGCCAGUGUGUGGGCUCCCCAAGUUCUCCCGGAAGCUGAUGGCCAGGAUCUUCAAUGGACGCCCAGCCCAGAAGGGCACCACCCCCUGGAUUGCCAUGCUGUCACACUGGAGUGAGCAGCCCUUCUGUGGGGGCUCCCUUCUAGGCUCCAGCUGGAUUGUGACCGCGGCUCACUGCCUCCACCAGUUACUCAAUCCAGAAUACCCAGCCCUACAGGACUCAGACCUGAUCAGACCUUCUGACUUCAAAAUCAUCCUGGGUAAGCAUUGGAGGCGCCGGUCAGAUGAGAAUGAACAGCAUCUCAGAGUCAAACGCGUCUUCCUCCAUCCCCUGUAUGACCCCAACACAUUUGAGAAUGACGUGGCUCUGGUGGAGCUGUUGGAGAGCCCGGUGCUGAGCGACUAUGUGAUGCCCAUCUGUCUGCCCGAGGGGCCCCCACAGGAAGGCGCCAUGGUCAUCGUCAGUGGCUGGGGGAAACAGUUCUUGCAAAGGUUCCCAGAGACACUGAUGGAGAUUGAAAUCCCAAUUGUUGACCAUCGCACAUGCCAAGAGGCCUAUGCCCCUCUGAAGAAGAAAGUGACCAGGGACAUGAUCUGUGCUGGGGAGAAGGAAGCCCAAGGAUUCCCCUAUGAAAGGAGAGUCCCGAACCUGCCUGCAAUAACUGAAAUCACUGAGCUCUCGGGAGGCCGGACAGAACUGCGGAGUCCAGGGGGAAAGGACGCUUGCUCAGGUGACUCCGGAGGCCCCAUGGUGACCCUGGAUAAAGCGACAGGCCAGUGGUACCUGGUGGGCACGGUGUCCUGGGGCGACGACUGUGGAAAGAAGGACCGCUAUGGAGUGUAUUCCUACAUCUACUACAACACAGACUGGAUCCAGAGGGUCACCAGGAUAAGGAAUUGAAUUCUGUUCCUCACCCCCAACCGCCUGCCCCGGGUCACUCAGCAGCACAGGAGAAUUAUCUGAUGCAAGAUGGCCACCCCUCACCUUUCACCCAUUUCGUUCAGCCCACCCAUUACUGGCCAAUAAAGAGGUAUCUCAGCCCCCUCUCCACACUCUGUAAAGGAGUAGAGUAGCUGAGUGAUCAGAACACAAGGCUGAACCCAGGCACUAUCACUUACUGACAUUGCAUCAUUGGGCAGGUGGCUUUACCUCUGAAUGGCAGUUUCUUUGUCCAUAUUAUAAAAAUGGCAUACCUUACCUACCUCAGAAGAGUCUGAUGAAGAUAAAAUUAAUUAAUAUAUACAUAGCACUUAGCACAGUGCAGACAUAAGUCCUCAAUAAACAUGACUUGGCAAAAGUCAUUGUGUUUACCAGGCAAAUGAAGUUCUCCCACAAAUCCCGUUGGGUCUUAGGGCUGCUCAGUGUGUACCCUUCCCCUCAACCUUGACCAUCUCCUUCAUCUGCCUGCAAAUGUUCCAUGAUUCUUUGCUACCAUGCACUUUUCUCAGUCCCAAUCCAUGUUCCCCAUUAAAAAAAUAAAAAGUGACAAGUUUCUUAGUCCAAUGGCAUGUCCCAUAGCAGUGCACUUGUGAAUGUGAGCUGGACACGAAACUGAGAGAGUGCCCGAGAGAAGCAGGACAGGAGGAGGGGGGCAGACCAGGGGCAGUGGACUGGGAAGUCAGAUGCCAGGUUUUACAAAUAGCUCUUCCCCCAGCUCCUGUGUGGCUCUAUGCCAGUCCCUUCCCCUCAUCUGAAAGGACCCUCCCAGCUCUGACAGUCUAGGAUCCAACGAAGACAUGUUGGAUCUAAUGAGAUGUUUCUCUAAUGUUUCUCUAAUGAGAUGAGUUGAAGCUGAAGUAACCAAAAGGCAAAAAUUACUUUAAGGUUCAACAGAGCUUUGAUGCAGACCCAAUACUGCAUCCACUGCUCUCCCCAUCCCCACCCCGUCUACCAUGCCCUGGUUUCCAAGAAUGUCGCCUAGCAAAGUGCUAGCCAAGGGAACUUUCCACAUUCCAAAGCAGAGCAUCUGCUCCUACCCUUCCUGGGAACCUGAGCUGCACAAGGUCAGCCCUGGUAGGCUAGACUCAGACCCCUGAACUCUUCCUUCUUAUGUCCCCAGCUAACCCCAAGCAGCAGUGCCACUGAUUUCACACCCCGUCCCUCACCCUGGAUGCCCUGGCAGUGCAAGAUCACAAGUGUUUCCCAGGCAGAAUGCCUCUCCCCUCCAAGAACCACCUCCUCUCUGGGGAGACCUCAUCCCCUCCAGAGCUCUGAGAUUUAAGCUCUUCAAGGGUCAGAAGUCCCAGGUUCCUGUCUUCUAUUUUAUCAAAAUUGGUCUUCGUGGGAGAUUCUAGUUCUUAACCUGCACUGCGGUUGGUGGACUCAGUCAGAACCUCUUGUUGGAAGAUGAAGAUACUGAGGGGUGAGAACUCACAGAAACUAAGCACUAGGCUGAGUGCUCAGGGACAGCAAUUCACAGCCUGCCGCUGGUUCCAUGAGCAAGUCAUUCUACCUCUCUGGGCCUUGUGGUCCAUGCUGUAAAGGGAAGAUGGCAAUGGGUACCCAACUUCAUCAGAUAUAUGUCAGACAAGCUGGAGCUCUAUCUCAGACACCAAAGAAUUGCAAUGCAAAGUUUUGGAGUUGCUGUAAGACAUUCCAAAACCCCAUACCUUCCUACCUCACAGCACUGCCCAGGUGUCCCCAUGUGCUAGGCUGUGCCGACGGGGCUAUGGAGAAUACCAAGUUGACGGAAGCAUGGUUCAUGCCUUCCAGGAGCUCCUACAGGUGGAACUGACACCCACAAGUGACUACCAUGAACAGAAGGAACCCAGCCAAGUGCUGUGUUUGGGAGCAGCAUGGAAGCUAAAGAAUAGCCACUCUGAUAUGGAGGCGUGCGAAAGAAGAGGGGACAUCAGGAAGGAAUCCUAGAGGAGAUGAUGUUGGCACUAACCCUUGAGGAGGGUGGGCAUUCCCACAGGUAAAACAGAGGGAGGCAUUCCAGGUGGAAGGAUCACAAGAGUAAAUGUCCACUCAGGUUUUCGUCAUAUUAGACUAGCUUCUCCCACAAAAAUGGUGGGUUUACUAGGCCUGGAACAGAGAAAGGACAUUAUUCUGAUUCUGGGAUCAGAAUCACCAUCUGAAAUAGCCUUUCUUCUAAAAGUCAGACUACUAUAGCGUUUGAAAUAGCCUCAGGAUUUGUGCAUAAAUACUGGCUUCUGGCUGGACCCAGUUCAUCCUGUUAUUUCCCCUUUAUCCUUAUUCUGAGGAAAUGUCUAAAUGUGCUCUGGAACUCCAGCUUACCCUUGAUCAACAAGCAUUUAUCAACCCCUGCACUGCUGCUGAGUUUCAAGAAACCCAAACUUCUCACAGAGUUAUAGAAGCAGAGCGUUGGAGGGUGCCUGGGUGGCUCAGUCAGUUGAGCGCCAGACUUCA